UUGAACGAAAAUUGCCCGCAAAAGCCUUGGAGUGAAUGGUCGCCUUGCUCAUCGACUUGCGGUAAAGGAUUCAAGGAAAGGUACCGUUUGUCGUUGGAAUUUACAGGCAAAAAGGCUAUCUAUUGGCCAUUUUUUAAGAAAAACGAAGAUGAAUUCGACGAAGAUGAUCCCUGCAAUAAUCAGAAAGUGAGAGAAACUGUAGAAUGCUUCAAUCCGCCUUGUGAUGGGAAACCUAUAAUAACCGAAAUGGCUUGUGGACUCCCUAAAGAUGUUGGUGCUUGUAAAAGUAACGUCGACAGGUGGUAUUUCGAUACAAUAAGGGGCCACUGUGAAAUAUUUAGUUACAGCGGUUGUGAGGGAAAUAUGAACAACUUUAAUACCUUGGAACAGUGUCAAACUCUCUGCUCAAAGUUUCAAA
Molecule: messenger RNA, 418 nt
Organism: Anoplophora glabripennis (Asian longhorned beetle)
Lineage: Eukaryota; Metazoa; Arthropoda; Insecta; Coleoptera; Cerambycidae
Product: boophilin-H2-like
Exons: 2
Molecular function (GO): serine-type endopeptidase inhibitor activity
Source: RefSeq, a predicted model, not a curated record